Aspergillus pseudotamarii is the source of this 2633-nucleotide messenger RNA. It is a transcript of the gene hsp70, whose product is annotated as molecular chaperone Hsp70. Gene Ontology annotation, cellular component: cytosol; nucleus; plasma membrane. Gene Ontology annotation, molecular function: ATP hydrolysis activity; misfolded protein binding; heat shock protein binding. The record is from RefSeq and is a predicted model, not a curated record. Gene Ontology annotation, biological process: vesicle-mediated transport; protein refolding; cellular response to unfolded protein. Bases 708 to 2633 code for a protein of 641 amino acids. NCBI's taxonomy places the organism in Eukaryota, Fungi, Ascomycota, Eurotiomycetes, Eurotiales, Aspergillaceae. The transcript has 3 exons.
AAAUGAGAGCGAUAAAUAAAGCAGGAAGGUAAAACGAAUAAAUCAUACCCCUUAUGCAGUAGUUUUGAAUAAAGGCAAGGGAAAGGAAAAGAAAGAAAAGAAAUGUACAACCAGUGUUCAGGUAUUACGUCAUCCACUAUCCCCGCCAAAAGGAAGAGAGAAAAAUCUAAUCACAACAACAACAAUAACAAUAAUAAUAAUUAUAUUAAUUAAUCCAUUCAGAGCCUCUCCCAAUCAAGAAAUAAACACCCAGUUCACCACCCGAUCUCCCUUAAGGCUACAAGUAGAUGCAACUAGAAUAAUGGCGAACAUAGGAGUAAAUUCGCUCCAAGGCAAUGGAAAUGGCCAGAACCCCACUGGCGAAUUCUGGAAGGGAAGAUCCGAUCAAAAUCCUCGCCCGACCCGUGUGGGCGAAGGCCAUCGAAGCCCAUGGAUGCCCGUGGAAGCUAUGACUUGCUAGAAGUUUCGCUGGAGCAGAAACUCACCGCCCACCACUAUAUCAACUGUAGUGCUCGCACAAUCUCUGCCUUCCCCUCUCUCACACAUUAAAUUUUUUUUUUCUCAUUGACUUACUGGGUCUCAUCCUCUAUAGACAGGAGACAACUCUGUACAUUACCUGCACACUAUUUGAUUCCCCCUCCGUUAACGAAUUUCUUUCCUCUCUUAUCACCUUUCUUUAACGAACUACCCCUCCUAGUGUUUUCACAAUGGCCCCCGCUGUCGGUAUCGAUUUGGGUACCACCUACUCCUGUGUGGGUGUGUUCCGUGAUGAUCGCAUUGAAAUCAUUGCCAACGACCAGGGUAACCGUACCACCCCUUCCUUUGUGGCUUUCACCGAUACCGAGCGUCUCAUCGGUGAUGCCGCCAAGAACCAGGUCGCAAUGAACCCUCACAACACUGUCUUCGAUGCUAAGCGUUUGAUCGGUCGUCGUUAUGCCGAUGCUGAGGUCCAGUCUGAUAUGAAGCACUGGCCCUUCAAGAUCGUCGACAAGGGUGGCAAGCCCAUCAUCCAGGUCGAGUUCAAGGGUGAGGAGAAGCAAUUCACUCCCGAGGAAGUCUCCUCUAUGGUCCUGACCAAGAUGCGUGAGACCGCUGAGGCCUACCUUGGUGGUACUGUCAACAACGCCGUUAUCACUGUCCCCGCCUACUUCAACGACUCUCAACGUCAGGCUACCAAGGAUGCUGGUCUCAUCGCCGGUCUGAACGUCCUCCGUAUCAUCAACGAGCCUACUGCCGCUGCCAUCGCCUAUGGUCUUGACAAGAAGGCUGAGGGCGAGCGCAACGUCUUGAUCUUCGAUUUGGGUGGUGGUACCUUCGAUGUUUCUCUCCUGACCAUUGAAGAAGGUAUCUUCGAGGUCAAGGCUACUGCUGGUGAUACUCACCUUGGUGGUGAGGACUUCGACAACCGUCUUGUCAACCACUUCGUUAACGACUUCAAACGCAAGAACAAGAAAGAUCUCACUACCAACGCACGUGCCCUCCGUCGUCUCCGUACUGCCUGUGAGCGUGCUAAGCGUACACUUUCUUCUGCUGCCCAGACCUCUAUUGAAAUCGACUCUCUCUUUGAGGGUAUUGAUUUCUAUACCUCGAUCACCCGUGCCCGUUUUGAGGAACUCUGCCAGGACCUCUUCCGCGGUACUAUGGAGCCCGUUGAACGUGUCCUCCGUGAUGCCAAGAUCGACAAGUCCUCUGUCCACGAGAUUGUCCUGGUGGGUGGUUCUACCCGUAUUCCCAAGAUCCAGCGCCUUGUCUCCGACUUCUUCAACAAGGAGCCCAACAAGUCUAUCAACCCUGAUGAGGCUGUUGCCUACGGUGCUGCCGUCCAGGCUGCCAUCCUGUCUGGUGAUAGCUCCUCCAAGUCCACCAACGAGAUCCUGCUGCUCGACGUUGCCCCUCUGUCCCUCGGUAUCGAGACCGCUGGUGGUGUCAUGACCGCCCUCAUCAAGCGCAACACCACAAUUCCCACUAAGAAGUCGGAGACUUUCUCUACCUACUCUGACAACCAGCCUGGUGUGUUGAUUCAGGUUUACGAGGGUGAACGUGCUCGUACCAAGGACAACAACCUGCUCGGAAAGUUCGAGCUUACUGGCAUUCCCCCCGCUCCCCGUGGUGUUCCUCAGAUCGAGGUUACCUUCGACGUCGAUGCCAACGGUAUCAUGAACGUUUCUGCCGUCGAGAAGGGCACUGGAAAGACUAACAAAAUCACUAUCACCAACGAUAAGGGUCGUCUCUCCAAGGAGGAGAUUGAGCGUAUGCUUGCCGAUGCCGAGAAGUUCAAGGCCGAGGAUGAGGCUGAGGCUUCCCGUAUCCAGGCCAAGAACGGCCUUGAAUCUUAUGCCUACUCCCUCAAGAACACCAUCAACGAGGGCAAGCUCACCAUCUCUGACGCCGACAAGGAGACAGUCACCAGCAAGGUCGAUGAGAUCAUUAGUUGGCUUGACAACAAUCAGACCGCCACCAAGGAGGAGUACGAAUCUCAGCAGAAGGAGCUCGAAGGUGUUGCUAACCCUAUCAUCUCCGCUGCUUAUGGCGGUGCUGCUGGCGCUGCUCCUGGCGGUGCCCCUGGCGGUGCCCCCGGUGGCUCCACUCGUACCGCUGACGAGGUUGAGGAGAAGCCCGAGGAGCUUGACUAA